UCUACAAAAUAACACUACAUGAAACAAUAGCAGUAAUAUUUUUAAAUGAUCAAUUUUAAGGGAAAGAUGCUAAUGGCAAUAUUCAUUAAAUACGUAUGCCCAAUAAGAAAAAAUAAAAUACAAACAGCCUUAUCGGUAAAAACCACAAAAACUUAUCACUAUUCCACGUAUUGUUCGAACACAAUAGCUACAGGUGCAGAUAGGCGCAGGUGAGGCAUUUAACUUUCAAGAAUGCACCAUACUGUACUCCUGUUGUUAAUAAUUUACACUGAAGCUAGGAUGUUCUGCGAGAAGUCGAAAAUCCCUCUCGAACAGGGCGUGUGGCGUUACGAUCUGCAACAUAUGGACGCGGCUAUAGUUGACAACCGACCUGUUUCGAUCAACGAGGGACAAAUUUACGUGUACGAAAACUAUUUCCCAGGAUACACGAUUAGAUAUGUGAAUGUAGAUAAUUUAGCCAUGAAGUCAUGCGGUGCUAGUGCUACAAUAAAAAAUGGCGGCGUGGGAUCCUCGUCUGUGUUCAUAGUUUUACACGCAGAAAGCAAUCAAGAGAUCCGUUCCGUUAUCGAUAUUUGGGGCAUAAAGAAUUAUGAACCGAAGCACAAAGUGGAUGUAGACCCAAAUAUAAAAAAUAUGAAGUCUCUAUAUCUAUUUAAGGGUUUAAGAGUUGUCCAUCAUAAUAAAGGAUAUUAAUGUAUUUUUUUUUUGUUAUAUUAAUAUUUUUUUAAUGGGUGAUAAUGGAAUGGUAACCCUGCCUGCGCUAUCGCGAUACGCUGGCGGAGCACCAGUGAAGAAUGAUAGGUGAGAAUAAGCAGGUCAGUUGGUCCAUCGUGACAAAUUCAACAAGAAUUGUUCACGAUGGUUUCUAGGGGGAACCACGUGGAGGUCGACCUAAUAGGGCAUAUUGCUGACAAUGGGGCUGUCAAACUCCAUUGCUAACAAUCCCUUUCCCCCCUAUUAUAUUAAUUUCGACAUUGGUGUCGGUAUUGGGGCGUCAGUUUUCUAAAUUUAUCUCUUGACCUUGUUUUAAUUUGAUUAUCAUCAUCAUAUCAGCCUUUAACUGUCUACUGCUGGGCAUAAGCCUCCCCCUGGGGAGGGGGGGGGGGGGGUUACCAGUAGUUGCCACGCAGGCGGAUUGGUAACGGCAGUUAGGCUUUUCAGAUAUUUUAAGAUGGACGACGCUGCCCAUCCCUUAGUCGCCUCUUAUGACACCCACUGGAAAGGAAAGGAAGGUUACCUAUUCUAUGCUGGGACCAAACGGGCCUUAAUUAGAUACCUUCGCGAAAUUAGUGUUCUGUGAACUUUCAUAAACUAACCCCCUCAUGCCUAAGAAGUAAAACCUCGAACAAAUCUAAUUUUUUUUUUUUUGAUGGAUGAAAAUGGUACGAUAAACCCGCCUGCGCUAACGGGAUACGCUGGCGAAGCACCAGUAAAGGGUGAUAGAUAAGAAUGAAAACAGGCCAGUUAGCCCAUCAUGAUGAAUUCAUCAGGAAUUAACCAUGAUAGUUCCCAGGAAGAACCGCAUGGAGGUCUACCUGGUUGGAUAUAUUGCUAGCAAUAGGAUUCUCAGUCUCCAUUACCAACAAUCCCUUUCCCCCCACAAACCUAUUCUAACUAUUAUAGUUUUCUCACUUUCUCUCAAAUUAAGAAUUUAGUACAAAAUAAAGAAACAAAACAGUUCAAUGUUUGAGAGGUUUGACGUUUCUAUAUAUACGGGGGUAGAUUAAUAAUUCUUGUCUUAAAUCUAUUGAAACAUUAGUUUAUAUUGAUCCUUGAAAUUUUGUUUUUAGAGAUAAAUUCAGAGCAAUGGCGCCUCAGUAUCAGUCCCAUUAUCUUAGACAUUAUAUUUAUUACUAACCAGCUUUUGGCCGCAACUUGGCACGCGUGGAUUUUGAAAGUAGAUACUUACUUCUCUAUGACAUGUCAAUAUAAAACAUAUACCAGAUUUCAAGUUAGACCUUAUAGAACAAGAUUUCCUACCUUUUCUUUUGUUGAGUCUCCCCGGAUUAUAUAUUGUAUGCUUUCCUCGAAUUUUGUCAUUAGAAAAAUACAGAUCAUUUUAAAGACGUUUCAUUCUGAAUUAUAAAAAAAAAAACAAUAUUUAAAUUUA
Galleria mellonella (greater wax moth) is the source of this 2110-nucleotide messenger RNA. RefSeq lists its product as uncharacterized. NCBI's taxonomy places the organism in Eukaryota, Metazoa, Arthropoda, Insecta, Lepidoptera, Pyralidae. Bases 232 to 693 code for a protein of 153 amino acids. The record is from RefSeq and is a predicted model, not a curated record. The transcript has a single exon.